AUGCCUCCUUCUCGUUCUCAAUCGUCGCGCACUCCUCAGAAGAGGGUGUCUACUAACGGCCUUGCGCGUCAUAUCGAGCAGCUUGGUCGCGCACCCGAAAUGCCUUGUUCCAAUUGUCAUCAGCACAAUCGUUCUUGCAUCGUGGAUCGCAAGAAGUCUCUCUCAUGCAGCGAGUGUAUUUGUCGCAAGGUUGCCUGUGACGUGACGAUUGACCCGGAUGCUCGUCGUGAGUCUAUGGACGUAUCGCGUCGUCUGGAGGAGGAGGAAGAGAAGCUGAUGCGGGAGAUUGCGGUGCUUCAGAGUCGUUUGAUACGCACUCGUGAACAAAAACGUCAUUCUUUGCGUCGGCAGAAGGAGUAUUUUGACCGUGGAAUGGCUGAUUUGGCGGAGGAAAUGGGGGACAGCGAUCCGCUUGUUUCCGAGGAGCCUGCUACUUUCGAGCCAGGCGUUGCUUUGCCCGAGGUUGGGUUUGACGAGUGGGCGCAGGAGCAGGGACUUGAUCUCCCUGAGAUUCUGUCGCCUGGGGUGGCUGGGGUCGGUCAGGAAAGCGUCGGUGAAAGUUCUCGAUCUCAUCCUUCAGGUUGA
Messenger RNA from Neurospora tetraspora, 585 nucleotides. RefSeq lists its product as uncharacterized. The transcript is spliced from 2 exons. Lineage: Eukaryota; Fungi; Ascomycota; Sordariomycetes; Sordariales; Sordariaceae. The coding region runs from base 1 to 585 and encodes 194 amino acids. The record is from RefSeq and is a predicted model, not a curated record.